This is a messenger RNA of Penicillium brevicompactum, 1551 nucleotides long. RefSeq names its product ankyrin repeat domain-containing protein. NCBI's taxonomy places the organism in Eukaryota, Fungi, Ascomycota, Eurotiomycetes, Eurotiales, Aspergillaceae. The transcript has a single exon. The coding region runs from base 1 to 1551 and encodes 516 amino acids. The record is from RefSeq and is a predicted model, not a curated record. Gene Ontology annotation, molecular function: protein binding.
AUGAACGGACACAGCACUAUUAUUGAGCAAAUAUUAGAGACUACCCACUCAGUCAGCUUAGAGGGCAAAGGCAAAGAUGGGCUCACACCCUUAUUAUUGGCGGCAGUAAAUGGCCAUACAUCCACUGUUCAAUUGCUGCUUGCCGAAGUCGACCCAGAAACAAAGGACCCUUCUGAAAGAACCCCACUCUCCUGGGCGGCAGCGAAUGGACAUCACUCUACCGUCGAGUGCCUGCUUGCCAAGGCCGACCCGAACGCACAGGAUCCCUCCGGGCGAACACCGAUAUCCUGGGCGGCGGGAAAUGGACAUGUUUCUACCGUUGAGCACCUCGUUGUGAAGGCACAUCUAAACACGAAAGACAAAUUUGGACAGACACCGCUGUCCUGGGCGGCAAAACAUGGCCAUAUGUCUAUAAUCGAGCUUCUACUUUUGAACGAGGCCGAUCCAAACAUAAAGACCAAUGGUAGAGACACACCAUUGUCAUUGGCGGCAGAAAAUGGGCAUGGGCUGAUUGUUGAAACUCUGCUUGCCAAGAACUGUGACCCAAACACGGAGAACGAGAAUGGAAAAACUCCACUGCACCAGGCAAGUCAGAACGGUCAUGGGUCGAUCGUCAAGUCUCUCCUCGCAAGUAACGCUCAUUCAAAAAUCGACACCAGCCAUCGAACGCCGCUAUCUUACGCAGCAGGAAACGGUCAUUUGGCUGUCGUCAAGUCUCUCCUUGCAAGUAACGCUCAUCCAGAUAUCGACCCCGAUUAUCGAACGCCGCUAUCUUAUGCAGCGGCAGACGGUCAUGUAGCUGUCGUCAAAUGUCUGCUUUCCAACAAGGCCGAUCCCAACAGCACGGACUCAUAUGGAUGCACGCCGUUGUCUUGGGCAUCGUUGAGAGGGCAGGCAUCUGUCGUCGCGUGCUUGCUUGCUAGCAAAGCUGAUCCAAACAUUCAAGACGAACACGAGACAUCUCCAAUAUCGUUUGCGGCAAUGUACGGACAUCAUUCGGUCAUUGAGUGCCUGCUUGCAAGCAAUGCUGAUCCAAACACAAGAGAUCAUCAUGGAAGAACGCCACUAUUUUGGGCGGCAAUUGAGGGGCAUCGGUCUGCCGUCGAAUCUCUGCUUGCGAACGGUAUCGACCCCAACACAAAGGGCGACCUUGGGCGAACGCCUCUGCUGGGUGCGGCACAAAAUGGACACUGGGCUGUCGUCCAGUGUUUGCUUGCGAACGGGGCUGAUCCAAAUAUAAGCGAUGAGAGCGGGAACACGCCGCUUUGCCUGGGAGCAGAAGAUGGCUCACUGCCUGUUGUUAAACCCUUGGUUGAAAACAAUGCAAACUUAAACACAUGCAAUGAUUCGGGAGACACGCCGCUACUUUUAGCAGCGAAGGGCCGUUAUGAUUAUGUCGUCAAUUACUUGGUUGCGAAUGGUGCCGAUUUUAACAUAAGCAACAAAGUUGGUGAGACACCACUUUUCUGGUCAAAACGUUGGCAUGAUACUUGGUCUUUGGAAGUACUAGAAGAAGCAAUGAAGAAGAAGGCUGCGAAUGGCGGUGGAUAG